This is a messenger RNA of Lingula anatina, 2908 nucleotides long. Its product is annotated as aspartate aminotransferase, mitochondrial. Gene Ontology annotation, cellular component: mitochondrion. Gene Ontology annotation, molecular function: L-aspartate:2-oxoglutarate transaminase activity; pyridoxal phosphate binding. The record is from RefSeq and is a predicted model, not a curated record. Gene Ontology annotation, biological process: biosynthetic process; L-aspartate catabolic process. NCBI's taxonomy places the organism in Eukaryota, Metazoa, Brachiopoda, Lingulata, Lingulida, Lingulidae.
AAGGUCACCUUGUAGAACUUCAGCAUGGCUCUUCAAAAUUAUUGCAAAGCUGCCGUUUUAUCCAAAUAUUUCGGCCAUGGAGCGAAACUUGUCGCUGCGUCGGGACAGACAAGAUCAGCUACAUGGUGGACAAAUGUGGAAAUGGGUCCUCCAGACGCCAUAUUGGGGGUAACGGAGGCCUUUAAGCGUGACACCAGUCCCAAGAAGAUGAAUCUUGGCGUUGGGGCAUACAGAGGCGAUGAUGGAAAACCAUUCGUCUUGCCCUCUGUUAAAAAGGCAGAAAAAAUGAUAGUGGAGGCUAACAUGGACAAAGAGUAUGCUGGAAUUAUUGGGAUCCCAGAGUUUGGUAAAGCUGCCAUAGCUCUGGCACUUGGAGAAAACAAUCCAGUGUUAGCUGAUGGAAGGAAUGUCACCACUCAAGCCAUUUCUGGUACAGGAGCCCUCAGAGUGGGGGCAGCUUUCUUUUCUAAGUGGUAUAACCCCAGCAAGGUGUUUUAUAUUCCCACACCAUCUUGGGGCAACCAUACACCUAUCUUUAAGCACUCUGGCCUUGACGUGAAGUCCUACCGUUACUAUGAUUCUGCCACCUGUGGUUUUGAUGCAGCUGGCGCACUCGAAGAUAUUAGUAAUCUUCCAGAGGGAUCUGUUGUUGUUCUCCAUGCCUGUGCUCAUAAUCCUACUGGCGUGGACCCCAAGCAAGAGCAAUGGAAAGAGAUCUGUGAGGUAAUGAAGAAGAAGAAGCUAUUCCCAUUCUUUGACAUGGCGUACCAGGGAUUUGCUAGCGGCGAUUGUGACAGGGACGCGUGGGCUGUCAGGUACUUCCUGGAGCAAGGGCACAACAUAGCCCUCUGUCAGUCGUUUGCCAAGAACAUGGGACUUUAUGGUGAGAGAGCUGGUGCAUUCACAGUGAUCUGUGACAACAAAGAGGAAGCUGACCGUGUGAUGUCACAAGUAAAAAUUCUUAUUCGUCCCAUGUACUCAAACCCACCCAUCCACGGUGCUCGCAUCGUCAGUAAGAUCCUCCACACACCAGAACUGAGACAGGAGUGGCUUGGAGAUGUGAAAGGCAUGGCAGACCGUAUCAUCACCAUGAGGAAGCGACUGCGAGAUGGACUGGCCAAGGAGGGUUCCUCACACAACUGGCAGCACAUCACAGAUCAGAUUGGCAUGUUCUGCUUCACUGGCCUCAAGCCAGACCAGGUUGAAAGAUUGACAAAGGAAUUUUCUGUCUACCUGACCAAAGAUGGCCGAAUCUCGGUUGCAGGUGUCGCAUCUGGAAACGUGGACUACCUUGCUCAUGCCAUGCAUGAGGUGACCAAAUAGAGUGCAUCAACGUGUGGGGGUGUGUCAAAUUAGGACAUGCCAAUAAUUUUCUUACAUGCAUUUGAGACAGCAGAAAGAUAGAUAAAAGGGGUUGUGUUGUUUUUAUGGUACUGAAGUAGAGGUCAUUUUUUUAAAACACAGUUUUUAAAGAUGGAGAUUUCAGGGAUUCAGAGCGGAACACAAUUAAAGUAGUUUCAUAUCUGCAAAAGUCAAUUGUCUCAUUCUUUUUAUUAUUAUUAUUAUUAUUUUUUUUUUUUAUUUUUGUUGCGGCAAACUUUUAUGCUUCAUGAACUGCUUCAAUUGUCAUUUCACUUUGGAAGGAUUUGGGGUAAAAAAGUCCGUGCUGCCAAAACAUGGACAUGAAACAUGAAAUGCUGUAAAUAUUGUCGCAGAUACAUGGACUUGUUGUCAGCUGACUAUAUACCCCCUUGUAGCUGAAUUCAUCUUAAGUCUUAUAGCAUUGCAAUACAUCUCUUAUAUGAUGUAAAAGUCAGCUAUCUGUAAUUAUUACAUGUAUAGGAAAAUAUAUUGAAUGUAAGAUGAGAAACCAUAUGAUAGAUAGUUUUUGUGCCAUAAUGUUUUUGUUUUGUUUGGUGUUUUUUUGUUUGGAAUGUCAAAUUAUGAUGGAUUGUUGAUGUGAAAAACUUAUUUGGAAUUUACAGAUUUUAGAUGGCAAAGAUAUCACUUUAGAUCAUGAUAGAAAUCUUGUCUUUAAGUUCUUAAAACUGUUUGUAUUUGCCCCUCAGUCGAACAUAUUUAUGAUACUUUUGACAAUUUAUCUGGAAAUUUUUUCAGAGCAUGUUUGAACCUUGUGUUUUGGAAGUCAAUAUUUGUAAAAUUGUGUAUUAAAUUCAAUAACUUGUUAAUUUUAUGGUUCAAAGUAAUAAAUUAUAUAUGUUUAUGUGUAACAUUCUGGCAUUCUUGAAAGGUCAGUUAUAUUGAUGGUUUGGUGUGCAAACAGUGUUCAUUAGGUUAAGCACAUGGAAAGUUGUAAAUAUAGAUCCAGGAUUAAAGGUUCUGGAUGUGUAUGACUUGUGCAGGGAUGACAUUUUUCCAACUGUCGAGGGGAUUUUCAACUUUUUUGGUGCUGUUGAUGCUUACAACAGUUCUGAGAUUUUUCUGUUUAUCAGCAGAAUUCUGACUUUUUGGGAGCCAAAGGGUCUUGUCCCUGCUUAUGGUACUUAUGUGACAAAAGUCACUUUUUAGUUAGGUGAAAAACUGAAAACUGCAGUGCUGUGAAAAGAAGGCAUUUUCAUUUAAUAACUUGCACAGAGUUUACUUUUGCAGAAGUUGAUAUUUGGCAUUUUUUUAAAACUGCAAAUACUCAGGCUAUGCUUGCCUCCUAUUUUUUUUUCUAAAGCCUAGUCAACAGCCUUUUUCCCUAAUUUCCAGUAUAUCAUUUUCGAUUUCGACAAUGAUACACGUAUUAGUUACAAUAGCCUUGUUACAUAUUAUGCUUGAAUAGAUUAAAACUUGCACAUAAAAAUUGAAGUUCUUUAUAUUAUUUUGUAUUACUGAAGGCUUUUGGUGUAUGUAGGGGGUGUAGUGCACAUUUUGUCAUAUGUUAUUUUGCAAGAAUACAGUG